Tachyglossus aculeatus (Australian echidna) is the source of this 2700-nucleotide messenger RNA. It is a transcript of the gene SLC25A21, whose product is annotated as solute carrier family 25 member 21. The record is from RefSeq and is a predicted model, not a curated record. The transcript has 10 exons. Bases 42 to 902 code for a protein of 286 amino acids. Gene Ontology annotation, biological process: transmembrane transport. NCBI's taxonomy places the organism in Eukaryota, Metazoa, Chordata, Mammalia, Monotremata, Tachyglossidae.
GUGGGAGGACCGGGCCUUCCAGCAGUCAGUAAAAGCAGACAAUGAAUGGGUCUUCUGGGAGUUCAACAGGAGGCCUUGUAGAGAUUUGCUUGAUGCACCCCCUCGAUGUGGUGAAAACCAGGUUCCAGAUUCAGAGAGGGUCAGCAGAUCCAAACAGGUACAAGAGCGUCGGGGACGGUUUCCGGACCAUUUUCCGUACCGAAGGGUUGUUUGGUUUCUAUAAGGGGAUUCUUCCACCCAUAUUGGCCGAAACACCCAAAAGAGCUGUGAAGUUUUUCACCUUUGAGCAGUACAAGAAAUUGCUUGGAUAUAUGUCACUGCCCCCAGGACUUGUUUUUGCAGUUGCUGGACUAGGAUCAGGACUGACAGAAGCCAUUGUGGUUAACCCUUUUGAGCUUGUCAAAGUUGGCUUACAGGCCAAUCGGAGCACAUUUGCCCAGCAACCAUCCACUCUGGCCUAUGCCCGCCAUAUCAUUAAAACAGAAGGACUGGGACUCCAAGGAUUGAACAAAGGUCUCACAGCAACCCUCGGCCGCCACGGUGUUUUCAACAUGGUUUAUUUUGGAUUCUACUUCAACGUCAAAAAUAUCAUUCCUGCCAAUAAGGAUCCAACUUUAGAGUUUUUGAGAAAAUUUGGGAUUGGGCUCACCUCGGGCACAAUAGCCUCAAUCAUUAACAUCCCCUUCGAUGUUGCCAAGAGUAGAAUUCAAGGGCCGCAGCCUGUUCCUGGAGACAUCAAGUACAGAACGUGUUUUCAAACAAUGGCAACAGUCUACCAGGAGGAAGGGUUUUUUGCUUUGUACAAAGGAUUGGUGCCCAAGAUUAUGAGACUUGGACCAGGUGGAGCAGUGAUGCUUUUGGUGUAUGAAUAUACCUAUCUGUGGCUUCAGGAAAACUGGUGAUUCAUGAUAGGGCCUAUAAGAUCAUUUGCACCGUGAAAUAAUGGUCAUCUACAAUGAAGCAUGAUUAAAUGAAAAGAACGCAAUAAAACAGUAGAUUAGGCAGAAAACAGAAAUGUUGCUCAGUGUUUAGGUUGCACUGAAAUAAAUCUCUGAAUGAAUUCAUACAUUUUAAAGUUAUAAUUUUGACAGUAUCAUAGGAACUGUGGGGACAAACAGAAAUUUUGUAGAAUUUUUCAAUUGUGCUAACAGAAACAUUAAUAUAGUAAUCACUUGCAUUUCCCAGAGAUGGCUUCAACAAAUUCUAUUCAGUGACUUGCUGACAGACAUUACACUUAAUUUUCAGUUUAGUAGAAGAUCUUUCAGUGAAAAUCAGGUCACAGAAAAUAAUAAAUCUAAAACUAGACUUUAGGAAAAUACCAAAUUUUUUGUCCCAUUUUAACAAAAUACUCCCAGAAGGACUAAAGGAAAAGCAUAUUUUUAAAAGCUUACUAAUGUUUUAAAUACAGUAAACAUUUAAAAGCUGCAUGAAAAUAGCCAUAUUUCCUCCAGCCUUAAUUUUUAAAAUACCACAGUGACAAUACUUUUCUAAGGUUCCAUAUAUAUUUCAACCUUAAGUUUUCUAAGUGGUCUUUAUAUGGCACCAGGCUGUAAAUUGAAAUUUAAUGAUUUAUAUAAGUGUUCAGAUUCAUAAUCGUAUUUCACACACUAGAUUUUUUCUCCUGAUAUCUGUAACACUUUGAAACCAUUUUGUGAACCGGUGAUCUUUAUGUGAACCCUAUUGCCUAAUGAAAUCAGAGGUCUUUCUUUUUCAACUGGAAAGUGCGAACUUUUCUUACAAUAAAUUAAAUUUCAUUAUGCAUCUAUAUUCAGACAUUUUUGUUGGCUAUUUUCCCCACUAGAUUAUGAAUGGGAACUAUUCCUUGGACACCCUGCUAGUUAGAUUUACAUCCAAACAGCUUUCACCAGUUUCUGCCCCUGUGACAUUCUCAUGAAGAAUGUGAAAAGCAAAAUUACAUUUCCAGGUUAUUGGUUUUAAAUGACAGCUCAGGUGUUAAAAUAAGCAUUUUAAAGGGGGGGGAAGAUUUAAAAUAGAAAUGCAUUCUUCGCAUUUCAAAAGAUUCCUGUGCUAACUUGUACACCAAAAAUAUCUCUGGUCUAGGUACAACCACAUCAGCUUCUACAACUACACUUUGAAAUGAUGCUACUUCAGUAGCUAAAGUCAACAUAAAGAUCUGUUCCAUUUUUUAACUACCUUUUUUUAGAGAACUCCUAUGCCCGAAUGAGUCACUACAGUGAAAGAGGUUCAGCUAGUAACAUUUUAAAAACGAAGAUUGAAAGAUAACAUGGUCAUUACUUUUUUAUUAAUUUAGAGCAUUCAAAAUAUAAAAAUAAAAGGCCUUUUACAUACUUGUAUAUAUACAUACAUAGCCUUGUGACAUACAUCCUUUCCAACAAGACUUUCAGCCCAAUCUUUCAAGGAGAGAGUGAUUCCAAACAGAAAACCUAACAAUGCAUAGAGAAGUGAGAAUGUACUGCUUGAGAAACCAACCUUACCCUUCCUAUGCAGGUAAUACUUCCAUUCACACGGGUGAAGAUUCUGCCUGCAAAGAAGCUACAGAAUUGGACUUUAUAACUUCUCCAUAUAGACAAUGUGGAAAAAUAUCUCUCAAGAGCAUAUUUACCAGUUUAAAAGCAACACUUUUACCCUCUGGGAAUUUGAGAGGAUGUGUCAACCACAAACAAAAAACAUACACAAAGAGAUCAUCCUACUCCCCAUCCUUUUAUAUUAUAAAGUGAC